Molecule: messenger RNA, 1565 nt
Organism: Nezara viridula (southern green stink bug)
Lineage: Eukaryota; Metazoa; Arthropoda; Insecta; Hemiptera; Pentatomidae
Source: the annotation of a GenBank genome assembly
GUAAAUUUUAGAAUUUAGGUUAGGUUUUCACAUAUUAGGUUUUGGCCUAGUUUCCUAUUUUUUUCUGGCAUAAGUGAUCACUACGAAGAAAACAAUCGAUGUCACUUUAGGAUAAUAUUGGCUCGGAAUCGAUAAUGAGCUCAUCUCGAUUCAAGGCCUCGUUGCCGCUGUUGAUACGGAUUACGCUGCAACCGAAGGCCGUAAUAUAGAAGACUUCUAUUUACUCAACUGUUCCUAUAAACUAUAAAAACUUGCUGCGACUCGCGAUGCGGCAGUUCCCUCAAGAUGAUUGGACUUCUUCUUGCGACGCUUGCGGCGUGCCUUCUCUCUUCGGAGGCGAGGGUCGUUUCUAGGAAAGAUCCUGUCGGAGGCGCUUGUAUUCUGGACUUGAAUACUGACUUGCCGAAGAAAAAUGAACCUCUUUUUCUUCAACGAUCUCCUUCCGGAUCCUUAGACCUGGUCUUGCCGGAAAUGGAAGGAAAACGAGGAGUCAUUGCUCUCAGGGAAGGCGAGCAAAUCUUGAUUUCUUGUCCUGGCAAGAAGAACCACCUCGCUAUCACUAACAGUGAAGCUUCCGGAGCUUCCUGCAAGGCUGGAAAGACCUUAUCCAUCGAUGGAUCCGACUAUUCUUCUCAAGACCUCGACUGUAGCUCCAGGGCUGGCUCCACCACCAGACCUACCCAGAAGAAGUGUGCUGGAGGAAAGGGAAUAAUCGUUGAACUGGGAUUCGAUGUCGAAGAUUCGUGGAUUCCGAUGAUCGAGACCUGCCACGACGUUGAGAACAGCAACUCCUUCUACUCCGUCCACACCAUCCACGGCGCCAUCAUGGGAGGCAAGGUCUACAGGACUACCGCGAGACCACUCUUCGCCAGGGGAGACAGCAUCUUCUUCAAGGGAUUCAAUCCAGAGCACGCCUAUGCCCAGAAAAACCAAAAGGACGUCCUCGCCCGUGAACUUGGAGCAGCCAACGCCAACAAAUACCUUCUCUCUCAGAAAACUUUCUUCUUGGCCAGAGGACAUCUCGCACCUGACGCAGAUUUCCUUUUCAGCGCUCAUCAGUUUUUGACCUACUUCUACGUCAACGUAGCUCCACAAUGGCAAUCUAUCAACGCCGGUCAUUGGCUCAAGGUAGAAGACAACACAAGGAAAAUCGCCAAGAGUCUCGGUGCUGACCUUCAAGUAGUCACCGGAACCGAAGGAGUCCUCACCUUGCCAGCAGCCAGAGGAGUGAAGGAGAUCAAGCUCCAGGGCUCCAGACUUCCUGUACCAAAUCACUUCUGGAAGGUCCUCAGGAACACCCAAGACGAUUCCUGCAUUGCCUUCGUCUCCACCAACAACCCCUUCCUUACAAGCCCACCCAAGACCCUCUGCAAGGACAUCUGCGCUGAAAGUAAAUGGCCUAAGCUCCAAGACGACUUAUCCAAAGGCUACGUAUACUGCUGCCGAUACGAAGACCUCAAGCAGGCCGUACCUGAAAUGCCUAAUCUUACCUGCAAAUCUGUCCUCCGAGGAGACGCAUAAUUUUCAUAAAGGCCGAUUUGUAAAUAAAUACAAUGUCACCCUCU